Messenger RNA from Williopsis jadinii, 1120 nucleotides. RefSeq names its product tRNA 2'-phosphotransferase (gene TPT1). Gene Ontology annotation, biological process: tRNA splicing, via endonucleolytic cleavage and ligation. Gene Ontology annotation, molecular function: tRNA 2'-phosphotransferase activity. Lineage: Eukaryota; Fungi; Ascomycota; Saccharomycetes; Phaffomycetales; Wickerhamomycetaceae. The record is from RefSeq and is a predicted model, not a curated record. The transcript has a single exon. Bases 42 to 680 code for a protein of 212 amino acids.
AAACUUCGCAUUCUCAUAUACAGAGACACGUGUAACAGGAGAUGUCAGAUCCCAGCAAAAGAGACGUUACAAUCUCCAAAGCACUGAGCUACCUGCUGCGCCACGGGGCUGUUAAAGAAGGGUUGACCAUCGAUUCCCUGGGAUAUGUCCCACUGAACCAAGUACUGGAACACAAGCGACUGAAGUCAUUGAAAGCUACAGGACAAGAUGUGGAACGUAUAGUUGCAAAUAACGACAAAAAGAGAUUCACCUUGAUGACAGCAGACGACGGACAAGUACAGAUCUGUGCUAACCAAGGCCACUCUCUUAAAAGUGUAGGUGACGACAACCUACAGCUUGUUGGCACUGAGACAGUGCCAUACCCUAAAGUGUUGAUACAUGGAACAACAAAACCAAAGGCCGAGCUUAUUGUGAAGACAGGUGGAUUGUCCAAGAUGAAUAGAAACCACGUGCACUUCACAGACCUUGAGAACACUGUGGGUAAACAGGUGAGUGGAAUCCGUGGGUUCAGUACCGUCCUGAUCUACAUCGACAUCGACAAGUUCAAAAAGAGUGGGCUGCAUCUGUACAAGAGUCUCAACAACGUCUAUCUCAGUCCAGGCAAUGACCAAGGGAUCGUACCAAGUGACCUGUUCCAAAAGAUAGUCGAUAGAAGCUCUGGAGAAGCCAUAUUACUGUAGUGCCAUACAGAGCCCGUUUGGUGAUGAUGGAAGUGCUCACAACACAUCCGGACACCCACAGUGGUCAGCUUCAUAUCCAUAGAGCUCAUGACUUUACAGAUGGAUAGAUGGGGAUAUUAGGCAAAUGUCUUUAAAAUCCACUGGGUUUCAAUCCACGUGGCACAGUUACUAUAAGGCAGUUAGAUUACCACCUCACGGGAACAUCCAUACACGGUGCUCAUGGUACUUCUUGCAAGCAGUCGCAAGGCGUUGUAUCCAAUGGUGCAGCACCAAUUCGAGAAGAAACUACCUAGAAAGCAGAGAGCCGGUAAAGGUGGUGGAAGCAAUAGAAAACCUCGAAUCACAAAUAUUGUAUACACAACAGCUCAUGUAUUGAUGAAUGUCUAGGGUAGAUAGCCAGAUCUGAUUACAUAAUAUGACGUAAUCGCUCUGCCACAGGG